Molecule: messenger RNA, 2942 nt
Organism: Mizuhopecten yessoensis (Yesso scallop)
Lineage: Eukaryota; Metazoa; Mollusca; Bivalvia; Pectinida; Pectinidae
Product: proline-, glutamic acid- and leucine-rich protein 1-like
Exons: 17
Coding region: 31-2643 (870 amino acids)
Biological process (GO): rRNA processing
Cellular component (GO): nucleus
Source: RefSeq, a predicted model, not a curated record
UUUAAACUCAUUUACUGCGGAACUACAACAAUGGCGGACUCCAUGAUCGAAAACGUGUUCUACUCAUUCGUCCCAUCAUUUUGUGACAGUUCUGGUUCCAAACCGGCUCUAAGGCAGCUUGUUGAUAUUGCUGAAGACAGCAAACUCUUCACUUUACAGAAACCUGGAAAACUUCAGGAAAUUGUUAGCCAUAUCAACACUUGCCUGAACUCUGCAAAACAAAGAGUGGAAGGUUUGGUGUUGCUGGACAAGGUACUGGAACAAUGUGUCACAGAGAUAUUUACACAGAAUACACUCACGUGGAUUCGAUUCAUGAUACAAAUUUUCCAGUCACAUGAUCCACCAAGCAUACAACGUCUGGCAUGUUAUGUGUGCGGUAAAAUUCUGGAUGUGGUCAGUGACUUCACUUCCCUCAGCCGAGAGGUUACCUCCCUUGUACCACAGAUCAUUUCUGCCCUGCUGCUGGCACCAACAGAGUGGAGAAAUGAGGCAUGCCUCUGUAUCAACAGAUGUAUACUGAACUACCCAGGCCCCUGUGCCACAUUCAAGGGCAAGAUUGAUUCGUUUGUGGUGAAAGAGCUGUCUUGUGAUAUGGUACCAAAGGAAAUAGUGCAAUGCUUCGCUCUGCUGAGUCGGUGCGGGGGAGGAGGGAACAUGGGACUGAAACACACAGAAGGCUGGACUGUCCAGCUUGAUCGAGUGGUCAGCAGUCUGCGUGGGGUGCUUGACCUCCUCUACGAAGGACUGGAAACAGUAACACCAAACAUGAACGGGGAGGGCAGUACCAGGACCCUGCCCGUGGGGGAUGUGCCCACAUCCUCCCCCCAGAGGUACCACGUCCUCGUCUCCAGGUGCCACACCUACUCUAGUUGUUUGCAGGCCCUACUCAGUGAGAGUUUCCAGGCCCUAGUGAAGGUUCCAUCCCAACUCAUCCUCAACCUCAUCUGUCGCAUUCUCUCUGUUAACUGUAAAACAUUGACUGCUAGACCUUCUACACAGCGACUUUUGUUAGCCGGAUUUAUACCAUCUUUGCACAAAUUGGCCAUCUCUCUCCUCCACAGCCUCAUUAAAUGCUGUAAACAACACCUGCUGCCUCAUACCAAACUGGUGUUGACCCUCCUUGUACAGGAACUGGUGUGGAGCCACACAACACCUAACUACGGACAGGCUCGGCCCUACAGUGAGCUGAGGAGGAGUGUGUAUGGCUGUCUCUCGCUGUGGUUCCAAGUAUCCUACACCUUCGUGGAGACAUCCACAGAAGACUCGGCCUUGUGUGAGGAGAUUCUACUUGAUGCUGGAAUGCAACUUGACACACUCAAGCUUUCCAGCAGUAAAGGAGAUGGUUCCAGUAAGUCAGACUCCCAGCCGCCGCCGCCUCGUAAGAAGAAGAAGACUGGCUACCAGGAAAUAUCACAGGGUAUCAGUUCCCAGAGGAAGAUUGACAGGUCGGCAGGGGCAGAGCUUGUAACAUCAGCAUUGGAGGCCUUGUACUGGUGGCUCACAGCAGUUGGAUCUCAGGUGACACACAAAAUAUUACAGAGUAUACAGGAGUUUGCCAUUUCGACAUGCCUAGCAAUGUUCCAACAGAGGAAGAACACAGAGAUUCCAUACAGGGAUCCAUGUUGUAGAUACCAGUUACUGAGAGUACUGCUGGCCUGCUGUCUGGUACCCCACCCCUUGGCACCCUCACCUCUCCACUGCUCCCUAGGGAUCUUCAGGAUCGGGCUUAAUGACCAAGCCUGUAUGGUGAGCAACUUUUGUUUGGAGGCCCAGAGGACUCUGGAGGUGCUAAUUCAUCCUCGUGCACCCUGUCUAAAAGCCCCAGUGGUGGUCACCCAGGCACUAGUGGUUGGAGACAGGAAAGAGGCUCAGACCAGUGAGACCUCUGACACAGAUAAGAAUGUUAACGGUCAUCACAACACACAAAAUUCUCCAGAUACAUCACAUUCAAUGUGGCAACAGACUGUUCCUCAAAACAUGUCAUCUCGUAAAAGAUCUUUAAUAUUAAGUCAUAAAGAUUUAGCUACGGGAGACUCUGUUAGUAGCAGUAUAUUUUCCAGGACAGGAAGUGCUGAUAUAUCUGCAGAUGUUCAAAAAGAAAGUUUUUCUUUUAGUAAAAAAUCCAAAACUGUUGUAUCAAUGCCUACAAUGAUCAGUAGUCAUAGUGAUGAAAUGGAGGCAUCAACUUCAGGCCAUGUACAAGCUAUUCAACAAGUGAUGGUUGGAGAGAAGGACAAGUCUUCAAAAAGUGAUUCAGACAAUGCAAUGGAGAUUGGUGUUGACACCAGUACAUCUGUGGUUGAGAAUUACUCUGAGACAGAGGUCACAGAGUACACUAGCGUAACCAAGGAGACGGGGGAUAACGAUGUCACUGCAGUCACAGAACAGAAUUCAGUUUCCUGUGACACUGGAGUUGUUGAGGAUAAUGAGGGUUACAGUAAUAGGAAACAGCUGAGAAGGAAGUCUGUGAAAGCCAAAGAUUCCAAGGUCAGAGAAGUCAAGAAAGUCUUGGACAAAGAAAAUUCUGAGAAACAGGAGGAGGGAGAGGAGGAGCAGGAGGAGCAGGAGGAUAGCGAGCUAGUGUCAAUGUUGUCAUCCUUUGUGAAUACAGUGACAGACAGUGGUGAUGAUGAGGAUCUAUAGCCUGUUACAGCUGUAUCACCAUGACAACUGAACUGUAAUAGUUUUACAUGACACUUAAUGUUUGCUUUUUCGCUUUUAAAAACACCAACUCUUUAGUUGAAUAUGCUAUAAUAAAACAGAGGUGAAAAUUGCCAUUUGACAGGUAUUGAUAACAUGUUAAGUUUGUUGUAAGUGAACUGUAACAAUUUACAUAUGCAGAUGUUGCAUCAUAACUACUAGAAAAUCACGUCUUGUACAAUUGACCAUCAGAACAGAAACAAUAAAUGUACAAUGCAUAUAUGAAUAAAUAUAUUGUAUUA